AUGUCGAGAAAACGCCGUGAUGGAGCGCAGGAAGAAGUACAGGCUAUCGUGGAACUGCCCCAGAUGGCAUACAGGCGAAUGGCUAGAGCUAUCGAAGAGAUCGGAGCAGCACUCUCCGUAGCCUUUGGAAUGCAAAGAGAUCAGUCUCGUUCGAGAAUAAAUCCGGUGUGUCCAAAUAAUGGAGUCCCUCAAUCAUCACCAGCCGGUUACAAAAGUUGUACGAUGAACACCUUCAACGACUGCGACCCCGGGUUUUCGUGCGUUCAAGCAGUGAAUGACUUUUCGGUCCAGUUGUGCUGCUCAACUGGUUCUUCUGCAGAGCCAGUUUGCCCUAACCAGCGAUUCCUUUUGAAGGAACGUGGUCGUCCAGUGUAUUGUAGCGCCAGUCAACCUCAGCUAUGUCCGGUAAACUACCCCUGUGAAUCCGCUGUUGGUGCACCUGGGACCUACGUGUGCUGCUCUGCACUAUCAACAAUAUCUUGUCCAGCUCGAUACUCACCAAAAUUGGAUACCAACGGGAAUAAGGCUCUUUUGCUGCCAAGGACCGAAGUAAAGGCUGGAUAUACGUGUCAGUACUCGGCAAAUCUUACUCAAUAUGUGUGCUGUGCCAGUGAAUCCACGACAUUGAAUUGUGCGGACGGACGGAACGUUUAUGAACAGAUCGCUGGUGAGACGUAUAUGUGCAACCCCCAGCAAGUGCCAUCUUCGUGCCCAGUUGGAUACGAAUGCGCUCCGUCCACCUUGCCUGGUACCAACGUCUGUUGUGCCAAGAAUGCAGAUCCUCCUGUAACACUAGCUCCUCUUCCAUCAAAUACUGAAUGCCCGGCUGGUUGGGAUCCUUACCGUAGCGGUAUCGAUGGCAAGGAGAAAAGCUGUAAUGGCGCAUUUGAUACGACAAACCAGCCUAACCAGUGCCCAAGGGGCUACUCGUGCGACCAGAGCAUAGUGCCAUCGAUUGCGGUCUGCUGCAGUAGUGCUGCAAGUCCUGAACGUCUACUUUGUCCAAAUGGCGGUACCCCGUCUCUGCUGAAUGGUUUCAUUCGAAGUUGCCCAGUCGAAGGCCAAACUGAAGGUUGCCCCAAUGGAAACAAGUGUGAAAGAGCCACAACGGGAAUGCUAGUCUGCUGUCCCAGCGUGUCGCCUUCGACAGAAGUCUGUCCUCAGAACAGGCAGCCAAUCUUUUCACAAAUCACCAACGACUACAUCUACUGUGACGACACAGCCUACAUUUGCGCCAAUGAAUACAAGUGUCUCCCUAUGGUGAAUAGCGACCGUUUUUUAUGCUGCUCCGAUAUUCCGAAGUGUAUACAGGGCACUCCCGAGAUGUAUUUAGUGGGAAGAGUUAAAAGGUGUAGCAGUUCGAGCGACUGCGGCCGUGGCUUCUUGUGCUCGGAAUCGAAUGUUGGCGGCGUCCGCGUUUGCUGUUCAUCAGGAGCUAUACCGGCAAGAGAUGUACGAAUCAGAAUUUAUUUUUCAAACUGCCCCUUAGGUGUGCUCGGGUCAACUGAAAUGCCCACUUAA
This is a messenger RNA of Cooperia oncophora, 1521 nucleotides long. Lineage: Eukaryota; Metazoa; Nematoda; Chromadorea; Rhabditida; Trichostrongylidae. The record is from the annotation of a GenBank genome assembly.